GCCGUGCCGGCAGAGGUUUGGCGCCUGAGUGCGAUGAGGAAGUUGAGCCUCCCCAAAAAUCAGCUGACGUGCGUGCCGGCGGAGAUCGGGCAGCUCACGUCGCUGGAGGGGUUGUGGCUUCACGCCAAUCAGCUGACGAGCGUGCCGGCGGAGAUCGGGCAGCUCACGUCGCUGACGUACUUGCACCUCUCCAGCAAUCAGCUAACGAGCGUGCCAGCUGCGAUACGCGAGCUC
Micromonas commoda is the source of this 234-nucleotide messenger RNA. RefSeq lists its product with no specific name. NCBI's taxonomy places the organism in Eukaryota, Viridiplantae, Chlorophyta, Mamiellophyceae, Mamiellales, Mamiellaceae. Gene Ontology annotation, molecular function: protein binding. The transcript has a single exon. The record is from RefSeq and is a predicted model, not a curated record. The annotation marks the transcript as partial.